AUGAAUAUAGAUGCCGGUACGAUGCGGCCGACUGAACACGGCGAGGUAUACGUCCUGAACGACGGCGGGGAGGUGGACCUCGACCUUGGGAACUAUGAACGAUAUUUGGACGUCACGUUGUCCCGAGAUAACAACAUCACCACCGGAAAGAUCUACAGAGAGGUUAUUGAGAAGGAGCGCCGGGGAGAUUACCUUGGAAAGACAGUACAGAUUAUCCCUCACGUUACGAAUGCCAUCCAAGACUGGAUCGAGCGUGUAUCUAAAAUCCCCGUCGACGAGACCGACGAGGAGCCAGACGUCUGCAUCGUCGAGCUCGGCGGGACCGUCGGUGACAUCGAAUCCGCGCCCUUCGUUGAAGCCAUGCGCCAGUUCCAGUUCCGCGUCGGUCACGAAAACUUCGCGCUCAUCCACGUCUCACUCGUGCCCGACAUGCACGGCGAGCAGAAAACGAAACCGACCCAGACGACCGUGCACGCACUCCGCGGGCUGGGCCUUCUCCCCGAUCUCAUCGCCUGCAGACUCUUAUCCCACCAACCCCUCGAAAUCCCCACACGGGAGAAAAUAUCACUAUUCUGCCAUGUCUCAAAAGAACAGGUCGUCGGCGUGCACGACCUGUCAUCAGUGUACCACGUCCCCCUCCUCCUUCGCUCGCAAGGUAUCGUCGAAUAUCUUCAGAAACGACUAAAUCUUGGAAGCCUCCAUAUUUCCAAGAACAUGACCGACAGGGGCACGAUGCUGGCGCGCAAGUGGAAGGAGAUGACGACUGGGCAAGAGCGGUUCUUUGACGACGUCAAUAUCGUCUUGGUCGGGAAGUACACGGAUCUCAAGGAUUCGUACAUGUCCGUCGUCAAAUCACUAGAACAUUCCGCCUUCCGAUGCCAGCGAAAGCUCGUCCUACAGUGGGUCGAGUCGUCUGACCUGGAGCCAGAAACACAGGAACUCCACCCAGCAAGAUACCACGACGCAUGGCGGGCAGUCGUCGGUGCCGGAGGGAUCCUGGUCCCGGGAGGCUUCGGCAUGCGCGGAACGGAGGGCAUGAUCCUCGCCAUCAAAUGGGCGCGCGAGCAGAAAGUGCCCUUCCUGGGCAUCUGCUUCGGCUUCCAGCUCGCCGUCGUCGAGUGGGCGCGCAACGUCUGCGGGCUCUCCAACGCGCAAUCGGGGGAACUCGUCGAAAACGCCGAGACGCCCGUGAUCAUCUUCAUGCCCGAGAUCUCCAAGACGCACAUGGGCGGAACGAUGCGUCUCGGGCUGCGCCCGACCGUCUUCCAGCCGGGCUCCGAGGCGUGGUCGAAGGCGCGCAGGCUGUACGGCGGCGCGGGCAAGAUCUGGGAGCGCCACCGGCACCGCUACGAGGUGAACCCCACGUUCAUCGAGAAGCUCGAGGGUAGCGGGAUGGAGUUUGUCGGGAGGGAUGAAAAGGGCGAGCGGAUGCAGGUGAUGGAGUUGCGAGAUCACCCAUUUUUCAUGGGCUUCCAGGCGCACCCGGAAUUCUGCACGCGGCCUCUCAAUCCGUCGCCGCCGUUCCUUGGGUUUGUGGCUGCUGCGUCGGGAGAGUCGGUACUCGAGCAGCAGCUCGACCUGCAGAUGCAACUGUACAAGCCACCACACCCCGAGCACUCCAUGGUCAGUGAACGGGAAAUCCUCGAGGGCAAAAAGGAGGGUAUGCAGGGCGAGACCCAUGUCUUGGUUAAUGGGCACUCGGACGCUUAA
This is a messenger RNA of Gloeophyllum trabeum ATCC 11539, 1710 nucleotides long. Its product is annotated as CTP synthase. Gene Ontology annotation, molecular function: CTP synthase activity; identical protein binding. The record is from RefSeq and is a predicted model, not a curated record. The transcript has 11 exons. NCBI's taxonomy places the organism in Eukaryota, Fungi, Basidiomycota, Agaricomycetes, Gloeophyllales, Gloeophyllaceae. Gene Ontology annotation, biological process: CTP biosynthetic process; pyrimidine nucleobase biosynthetic process. Gene Ontology annotation, cellular component: cytoophidium; cytoplasm. The coding region runs from base 1 to 1710 and encodes 569 amino acids.